Molecule: messenger RNA, 10226 nt
Organism: Labrus bergylta (ballan wrasse)
Lineage: Eukaryota; Metazoa; Chordata; Actinopteri; Labriformes; Labridae
Source: RefSeq, a predicted model, not a curated record
UUAUUCCACUCUUCCCAGAGCCCACAGACACAACAAUGCGGGGCCACACUGGGCGUUUGCUGCAGUCCCUCUGCUUCACCAGUAUGUCCUUUCUGCUACUCCACAUCAUCUAUCAGAUUACAAUCACCAGCCUCCUGGCAAGGGACUCCAUCAACUCCGACUUCAACUGUUCCUCGUGGGAGAAGUCCAUCCGACAAAUUGGCUUUGAGAGUGUGAUUGGUGCAGACGCGGGGAACGGCAUCCGAGUGUUCAUCCCUGACAUCGGCAUGUUCGUGGCCGGCUUGGCCAUCUGGCUGCUGUGUCGUAGUCUGGUCCAGAAGAGGCCGCCUGAGGACAUGGCCCAGUACAACACUGACUUUGACGCAGAGGAACAAGAGGAAGAGGAGAAGCUAAGCCUGGAAAAUAACAUCCUGCUCGAGGAGGAUCUUGAUGCAGGGAGGAGAGAGGAGGAGGAGGCAAAGGAGAGCACCAAGAUGAAGGUCCUGCGGCACGUGGCGCAGGUGGCAUCCAAAAUGAAGGAGGUUAUCGGGAACUUGAUCUCCACCGCUGGGCAGGUGGUGGUCACCAUCUUGCUGGGCAUGACAGGAAUCAUGCUGCCCUCGUUGACCUCAGCUGUUUACUUCUUCAUCUUUCUGUUCCUUUGCACCUGGUGGUCCCUCCGCCGGACCUUCGACACACUCAUCUUCAGCUGCAUGUGCGUGCUGAUGGCCAUCUUUAGCGCUGGACACCUCAUUGUCCUCUACCUCUACCAGUUUCAGUUCUUCCAAGAAUCCAUUUCACCCGACGACAGCUACAUCAGUGUAUUUGGCAUCUCUCCCAUUGUUCAGAGCAACUGUUCCUACACAUGGAAGCUCAUUGUGCACCCGCAGCGUAAGUGGUACCACUUUGUCAACCCCAUCAUGCUGCUGCUUCUCUACUACACCCUGGCCACGCUCAUCCGUCUCUGGCUGCAGGAACCCAUCGACCUGCUGACGGACGACAAGGACGAAGAUAUGUGCGAGGAGGAAGAUCUGGAUGGAAACAGAACAAAUAACUGCGCCAACAGGAAGAGGCAGCUGUGGUGGGAAUCACGGCAGGGCACGGAUGAGAAAAAUGCUGUGCCAACCUCAAACGGGACGUCGUUUGAUUUCGUCACCACUGAGAAUGGACCCGUCUGUUUGGAUUUGUACUCGACCCCGCAGUAUAAAAUGGACCAGACAGGCGACGGUACAGAGAAGAAGGACGAGUGUGUGUAUGAAGUGUGUUUGCCUCUGGAGGAUUCGGCGUUGGAGGGAGGAGAGGAGAAGUCUGAGGACACAGAGGAUGGAAUAAAGAAAAGAGGAGUCGGUGCGAUGGUCAAAAUCUUCCACUUCAUCAUGAAACAGAGCUACAUCUGUGCUCUUAUAGCAAUGAUGGCGUGGAGCAUCACGUACGUCAGCUGGCUGACGUUCGUCUUCCUCAUCUGGUCUUGCAUGCUGUGGAUGGUGCGAGACAGGAGGCGAUACGCCAUGCUGUCUUCUCCCUUCAUGGUGGCCUACGGCAACCUGCUGAUAGUUCUGCAGUACAUUUGGACUUUCGAGAACAUGAAAAGUGUCUCGGGGCUCUUUGUCAAGAAGAACAACCCUUUCCACUCGCUUUCAUCCAAGGUUCUGUGUCUGCUGAGCUUCUGGCUGCUGCUGAGACAAACGCUCACAGAGAGACAAGAAAAACAAAAAGAAGACAGUGCUGGUCUCUCAGACGUUUAUGUUGUGGACCAGGAGAAGAAGGAGGAGGAGGACUCUGAAGAGGGAGGGGAGCAGGACACCAUGCACGUUCUGGGCAGCAUGGUCAUGGCUCUGCUAGUCAAAUACUGGAUCUACAUCUGUGGUGGCAUGUUCUUCUUAGUCAGCUUCGAGGGAACCAUCGUCAUGUACAAGAUCAUCUACAUGAUGAUGUUCCUCUCCUGUGUGACGCUCUAUCAGGUGCACUUUGAGUGGUGGCGAAGGAUCCUGAAGUACUUCUGGAUGUCGGUGGUGAUGUACACCAUGCUGGUCCUCACUCUGGUCUACACCUACCAGUUUGAAACCUCGCCAGACUUCUGGUCCAACAUGACUAACAUGGACACAAAGAGUUUGGAGGAUUUGGGCCUGAAAACGUUUUCUGUAUCGGAGCUGUUCACCAGGAUUUUUAUUCCCACGUCCUUCCUGCUCGUGUGUAUUCUCCACCUGCACUACUUUCAUGACCGCUUCCUGCAGCUCACAGACCUCCAGGCUGUCGUGGCAAAAGAGGAGAGCACAAUCUACAGGCUGGCGCACCCCGAUGGCAGCCUGGCGGACCUCACCAUGCUCAGCGUCAGCUCUGUGGAGGCCACGCUGCCCAGAGAGGAGCUGGAGCAGCAAGAGAAGCACGAGGAGCUGCGAGAGAAGGAAGAGCGAGGAGAGUGGGGGACAGAGCAGGAGAAGGAUCAGGCCCUGGUCGUGGUGUUGUGUGACACAAAAACGAGCGACGAGAAGCCCAGAACGUUCUCUGACGGGCGACAGCCAAGCACAGAUGAGAGCCACCAAUGCAGCGCGGGGGGCGAGCCGGAGCCGAGCACAGAGCAGAGCUCAGAUCUGAAGAAUAAAUGGCACCUGGUAGUCGACCGCCUGACUGUGCUCUUCCUCAAGUUUUUGGAGUACUUCCAUAAGCUCCAACUGUUCAUCUGGUGGCUGCUGGAGAUCCACAUCAUCAAGAUCGUGUCCUGCUACAUUGUCAUGGUUUCUGUCGAAGAGGUGUCUUUGUUAAACUACGUGUUCCUGGUGUCCUGGGCAUUUGCACUACCCUACAGCCAGUAUCGGCCCCUUGCCUCCAGCGUUUGCACUGUCUGGACGUGCGUCAUCAUCGUAUGCAAAAUGUUGUACCAGCUGAAGUCUAUAAAACCUCCAACUUAUUCCCAGAACUGCACUGCUAGCAUGGUGAAUAUAAUCAGAAAAUGCAUUUCGGACCUCAAGAACUCUCUGCUGUAUAAAGAAUUAGUGGAACCAGCACACUGGGUGGGCCUGGAGAAGCAAGAUGACCUGCUGGGCUACCUCAGGAACAACCUCUUGAUGCUAGCUCUGUUAGCAUUCGAGGUGACGAUCUACCGCCAUCAGGAAUAUUUCAGACUGAGAAACAAACUGUCACCUCCUGCUGCGAGAAUUAUCUUCCAUGACAUCACACGGCAGCACCUGGACCUCGGCAUCAUCAGCUUCAUCAAAUACUUCAUCAACUACUUCUUCUACAAGUUUGGACUUGAGACGUGCCUGCUGUUGGUGGUCAACGUAAUCGGCCAGCGUAUGGACUUCUACGGCAUGCUUCAUGCCUUUGCUUUGAUAGCAGUCAUGCAUAAACGCAGAAGGAAAGCCAUCGCUGAGAUCUGGCCCAAAUACUGCUGCUUCCUGGCCUGCAUGAUGACUGUCCAGUACUUUGUCUGCAUCGGGAUCCCACCAGCAGCCUGUAAAGAUUACCCAUGGAGGUUUCCCAACUCAUCUACAGACUCCAACGUGGUCAAGUGGCUCUACGUUCCAGAUUUCCUCACCAGACCCAAACCAACGUUCCUCAUCUAUGACUUCAUGUUGCUGUUGUGUGCCUCCAUGCAGAGGCAGGUCUUUGACGAUGAAAACAAAGCUGCAGUCCGUAUCAUGGCUGGGGACAACGUGGAGAUCUGCAGAGAUUUGGACGCAGCCUCUUUUAGCGUCCACAACCCCGUUCCCGACUUCAUCCACUGCAGGUCCUACCUGGACAUGCUGAAGGUCAUCAUGUUUAGCUACUUGUUCUGGUUUGUCCUCACCAUCAUCUUCAUCACCGCAACGCGCAUCAGCAUCUUCUGUAUGGGCUACCUGGUGGCCUGUUUUUACUUCCUUCUCUUUGGUGGCGACCUCCUGCUCAAACCAAUCAAAAAGAUCCUCCAUUACUGGGACUUCCUGAUCGCCUACAACGUCUUUGUAAUCACCAUGAAGAAUAUUUUAUCUAUCUUGGCCUGUGGAUACAUCAAUGUACUGAUCGUGAACAACUGCUGGUUGAUCCAGUUACUCAGCCUUGCCUGCACCAUCAAGGACUACAAAAUCAACAUCAAAGAAGCUGAAGACCAGUGUGAUCUGCCCAGGAAUGAAGCCGGCAUCAUCUGGGACAGUAUCUGCUUCGCAUUCCUGCUGCUGCAGAGACGAGUCUUCAUGAGCUACUACUUCCUCCACGUGGUGGCUGAUAUCAGAGCCUCACAGAUUCUUGCUUCAAGAGGGGCGGAGCUCUUCCAGGCCACCAUAGUGAAGGCAGUGAGAGCCAGACUGGAGGAGGAGCGCAAAUCUGUGGAGCAGCUGAAGAGACAGAUGGAGCGCAUUAAGGUGAGGCAGCAAAAGUUUAAGAGGGGCAAGGAGAAGAUGCUGAGCAUAGCACAGGAGUCUGGAGAAGGACAGACCCUCGUCCAGCCUGAGGAGGAUGAUGAUGACGGAGCACAGCGAACGAAAGCCAAGACCAAAAAAAAGCAGUGGUGGAGGCCGUGGGUUGACCAUGCUUCCAUGGUUAGAAGUGGAGACUAUUACUUAUUUGAAACUGACAGUGAGGAGGAAGAGGAGGAAGAGGAGAAAAAAGAGGACGAGCCCCCAAAGAAGUCAGCGUUUCAGUUUCUUUACCACGCUUGGAUCACAGACCCUAAAGCUGCACUAAGAGCACGAGGCAAAGAGAAACGCAAGUUCUGGAAAAAAUACACAAAAGGAGUCAGACGCAGAAAAAGCAAGAAAGAAGCAGGUCAUGUAACCGUAGACCUUGGAGAGCUCUCAGAUGGGGGAGAAAAAGAAGAGGAAAACAAGAAGACUGGUGGUCCAGACAACAUCAUCAAGCGAGUGUUCAACAUCAUCAAGUUCACCUGGGUGCUCUUCCAAACGGCAGUGGAAAGCUUCACUAGGUGGAUGAAUGACAUGUGCAGGGAGUACAUCGACAUCUCCACUGUGCUGCGUAUAGAGCGCUGCAUGCUGACUAGGGAGGUCAAAAAGGGUAACGUGCCGUCCAGAGAGAGCAUCCAUGUCUACUACCAGAAAGCCAUGAGGCUCAACAUGUCCAGGCAGGCCAGCAUGGACAUACUCAGUGAGGAUGAGUCAGUCUCUGGAUCCACCAGGGUCAAAAGAAGGCGAGGAAACUACCGCAUGGAGAGCCAGGACUCCACGGCCUCCAGAGACAGCAUAUCCAGUGCCUUGACUGAGGCAACCACUUUGUUUUCUCGCCAAUCCACGCUGGAAGACCUGGAUGGGAUGCCAGAGUGCAUUCCUAAAACCAGCGAGCGGGCCAGGCCCAAACUGCGUAAGAUGUACGGCCUGGACGUGUCCAAUUCAUCCGUGGACAGCUGCAGCAGCUUCGUGUCCAGUGAGGCGACCCAGUCCGUCAUGAUCUACUCCAGACAGGGCACCACAGACACCAUAGAAGAAGUGGAGGAUGAGCAGGAUCAAGGGGAGGACAGGCAGCAGGUUCCCUGGGAAUCCCAACAGCUAGACGAGAGCGAGGGGGCCGAGGGAGGUCCCUGGAGUGAUGGAGAACCCAGAGAGAGAGAAGAAGAAGAAGAGGAGGAGGGAAUUGAGCGAUGCGAGGGUGAGGCGGAUGAGGGCCAGGAGGGACCAGAGGGUGAGGGCCAGGAGGGACCAGAGGGUGAGGGCCAGGAGGGACCAGAGGGUGAGGAGGGACUAGAGGUACCAAGUGACCAGGGGAGCAAAGAGAGAGAAGAGGCUUUCUGGGAGUCCUUUGGCCCAGAUGAGGGCCCCUCCCUCAGGCAGGAGGAGGUAGACUCUGCCCCUUCUGGCCACGAGAAAGACUUCAUCACUGAGAGUGAGGAUGGGGGAGGACAGCAGGACUUCAUGCACACAGAGGGGCGGGGCGGACUUCUCUACACACCUGACACAGAUGCUUCCAAAAUAUCUGACGCUGACGUUCCUCCCAGCUACAGCAAGGCGGUCAGCUUUGACCGGCUGGAAGUCAGCGAUGACGAGAGUGACAUGGACAGGAGGAGGCGUAUGGUGAUGACGUCUGACAGCCGCUCAGACAGCAGGUCAGACAUCAUGCUGCCCUCCAUGACAACUGAGCUGACCGCCAGUGAACUUCUGCUCAACAAGAUGUUUUAUGACGAGGAGCUGGACAGCUCAGAUAGAUUCUACCAGAAGCAGCCUCUGAUCCUCCAGCUCGGCUACGCCCUCUACAACAUGUUGGUGGCUCACUCAGAGAUGGUGUGCUACCUGGUCAUCAUCAUCAACCACAUGGUGUCGGCCUCCUGCGCCACCCUGGUCCUUCCCAUCACCAUCUUCCUGUGGGCCAUGUUGUCAGUGCCUCGACCGAGCAAGCGCUACUGGAUGACUGCCAUCAUCUACACUGAGGUAACAAUCUUCAUCAAGUACUUCUGCCAGUUUGGCUUCUUCCCCUUUAACCAAAACAAGGUCGACAAAAAUAAACCAUAUCACCCUCCAAACAUCAUCGGUGUGGAGAAGAAAGACGGUUACGUCCACUUUGACCUGGUCCAGUUACUGGCUCUUUUCUUCCACAGAUCCAUUCUGAAGUGCCAUGGUCUGUGGGACGAGGACGACCCGAAACUGAAGAGAGAGCAGUCUCGACAGAGUGAGUCAGAGGACGAGGGAAAAGACAAGGGGGAGAGUGAUAAGGGGUCCGAACCGGCAUCCUCGCUGUUCAAUGAAAGUAGAAGCUCCACUCACACUUUGAGAUCCAUGAACUUCGGGACGUCCAUCGAUUCAGGACAGAUCCAGAUGCAUUACCCGCAGCAGCAGACCUACCAGCGUCGCAAGAGCUCCAGCGGAGGCUCACACAUUUCAGUACGAUCGCUCCACUCCUCGGCAAGGUCCAAAAGAGGGAGUACGGCUUCCCACAACAGCAGCCGCAAGGAGGGCAGCGUGGCCAGUGUGCACCUGAAGACACGCAAGCAGAUGAUCAUGGAGAAGCUGAGGGAGCAGCUCUUCAAAGGAAAAGCGUUUGUCUUAAAGAGGUUCUUGGAGCUCUAUCUCCCCAUGAGGCAGUUCUUCUAUAACUUGAUCCAUCCAGAGUACAGCGCAGUCACAGACGUCUAUGUGCUGAUGUUCCUCGCUGACACAGUCGACUUCAUCAUCAUCGUGUUUGGAUUCUGGGCGUUUGGUAAACACUCGGCUGCAGACAUCACGUCUUCUCUGUCGGAGGAUCAGGUCCCGGGACCUUUCCUGGUCAUGGUUCUGAUCCAGUUCGGCACCAUGGUGGUGGACCGGGCCCUCUACCUCAGAAAGUCUGUCAUGGGCAAGGUCAUCUUCCAGGUCUUCCUGCUCUUUGGCAUCCACUUCUGGAUGUUCUUCAUCCUGCCAGGAGUCACAGAGAAGCGUUUCAGCGAGAACAGAGUGGCUCAGAUGUGGUAUUUUGUCAAGUGCAUCUACUUCGCCCUGUCGGCCUAUCAGAUCCGCUGUGGUUAUCCCACUCGAGUUUUGGGAAACUUCCUCACAAAGAGCUACAAUUAUAUGAACCUCUUCCUCUUUCAAGGUUUUCGCCUGGUGCCGUUCCUGACGGAGCUGCGAGCAGUGAUGGACUGGGUUUGGACGGAUACCUCGUUGUCUCUGUCCAGCUGGAUCUGUGUGGAGGACAUCUACGCUCACAUCUUUAUCCUGAAAUGCUGGAGAGAGUCUGAGAAGAGGUACCCCCAGCCGCGAGGUCAGAAGAAGAAGAAGGUGGUGAAGUAUGGGAUGGGAGGGAUGAUUGUGGCGCUGCUGAUCUGUAUCGUCUGGUUCCCGCUUCUCUUCAUGUCCCUCGUUAAGUCAGUAGCCGGAGUCGUCAACCCACCAAUGGAUGUCUCUUUUGAAAUCACCCUGGCUGGCUUUCAGCCCAUCUUCACCAUGAGCGCUCAACAAAAACAACUGCACAGUGUGACUCCACAGCAAUUUCGUGAUUUUGUGGACAAAUACAAAAAACAUGCUGCAACUUUGGAGUGGCUGGAGGGUUACGUGUCAGAUGACCUGAUCAUCGCAGAGCUCAAAGGCAGCUCCAACUCUCUGUGGACCAUCAGUCCACCCAGCAGAUACAGCCUGAUAGAAAUGUUGAAUAUAUCGGAGGCUUUCUCCAUCACCGUGUCCUGGUCUGUGCAGAGAAACCUCACGUUUGGUGCCAAGGCUGAAACAGCGUCUGGGAAACGAGUGACUUUCCUGGACAACUCAACAAGGGAAAAUCUGAUAAGUCUCCUCAUUGGGAAAGCAGUCAAUGGUUCUAUGAUUAUAGAGGAUAUCUUCCCUCGUUAUAUUCGAGCCCCCAGUGACUCAGAGGCCAAGCCUGUUGAUCUGCUUAAUAAAGCUGCCGAUGGAGGUAAGAUCUUUAACAUCAACUUGACCCUGAUGCAAACUAAGAAUAUCAAAGGUGCGGUCCAGGAAUGGUGGAAGGUCAACCAGACAGAGGCGGGCCACAUAAACUAUUCUGAGGGCAAAAAGGAUGGAGAAGGUCUGGAUGUCUAUGUAUUCAGUGACCAAGUCAGCCCGCCCAGUUUGGGCUUCCUGGCUGGAUAUGGGAUCAUGGGUCUGUACGCCUCUGUGGUUCUGGUCAUCGGCAAGUUUGUGCGCGAGUUCUUCAGCGGCAUCUCCCACACCAUCAUGUUCGAGGAGCUGCCCAACGUGGACCGCAUCCUCAAGCUGUGCAUGGACAUCUUCCUGGUCCGAGAGACGGGGGAGCUGGACCUGGAGGAGGACAUGUACGCCAAACUCAUUUUCCUCUACCGCUCGCCAGAGACUAUGAUCAAGUGGACCCGGGAAAAAACUGAGUAAAACUCAGAGAGGGGAAAUAACCAGUGAAAAUGAGGCGGGAGGUUUUUUUCAUACAGGAGCUCUGCUGGUGUGAGCAGCAGCCGGUUCACCUGCUGAGGACGCACAAAGCAGCUGGGGACCAACUCUGUCCUCCUCCACUGAGCUCUGGUGGCAGUGAGACAUCUUUGGCUCCACAUGAAUACACUUUUUCGAGUUUUAAACUGAUAUUUUCUACUAUUUACUGAUGUAAACAACCACAAAUGCAGUCAUAUUAUUGUCAGUUGAGGACGAAUUUGCCAGUGCUGUGUUCAUCUUGCAAAACCUGGCACAGUUUGGCAUCCACCGAUGAAAAGACGCAGCUGGUGUUCAGAAGCAGACAUAUAAACUUUUUAGAAGAUUUUCACAAAACAUAAGAAGUCUUCUCCCUCAUAUAGGGACAGGUUUUUACACACAAAUGUCCUCAUUGCUCUAUUCAAUCAUUUCUACAACGGCACGGCAGGCGAGGAGAAGCUCAAACUGGCUGCAACAUUAAUCUUUAAGGGCUUCCCAUCUACAAAUGAGCGCACGAUAAUGACCACAUGAGCACAAUCUCCUAAAUCCCUCCAACUGGAACGUUUAGACUUUGGGGCUGUGCAAUAACAAGCUUUCGCUCCUCCCAAGUUUUUUUUUUUUUUUUUUGAAGGACAUGAACCGAGGUAAAAGUUUGGUUCCGACCAAGAAAGACAAAAAAAAAACCUUUUUUUAAACAUCACAGGCCACUCAACGCAGAACACAUUCUCGGACAGUCUUUUCUUGCCUUAUUUUGUUUGUAUGAGACAAACUGAAACUCUUAUCAACUACAUAUCUUUCUCAGGAAGAGCUGUUUUCACAGAUAUUCAUUGUAUUAGUUAUAUGUUACAACAUGUAGGCUUUGAUGGAUCUUAAAAAGAUAUUAGAAAAGAUGACAACUAUUUAAAUGGCAUGAAAUUUAAUGUGGAUAUUGUUCAGAUGGACUGAUAUUGAGUAUGUUUACUGCACAGGCUGUAGAAAGAAAGAUAAUGUAUGGGGGAUAGACUGUUUUCCCUCAUAGAGAUUGAGAUUAAAUUGCCAAUUGUCUGUGUUUUAAAUCAUCUGCCGGUUGGCUGAGUUGAGACCAGCGGAGGGCUGAAACAGGGUACAAGGUGGAAGACUCUUGCACAUCACUUGUAAACCUCUCGCUGUUUUUAACAUUCUCAUAAACACUGUGGCACUACCAACUUUACAUUCAGUCAUCAAGGGAGAAACAAGCAGACACACACAAAGAAGAUUCUUCAAAUGAAGGGCUGAACCAGGAAGCCCUUCGGUCCAAACUAUGCAUUAGAGGACAUUGUAGCAUGAUAGAAAACUUCAUUAUUGUCAUGAUUUUCAUUACAUGUACAUACAAAGAUUAAGGGGAACAGGUCAGGGUGGAAUGAAAUGUGAAAUUGUACCUGUAUGUCAAGGCAAUCUGAUAUGAUAGAGGUCCAGAGAUCUGCAAAUAAAACUUCUGGAAAGGUG